ACCGUAUUACAGUUAUAUUCUCUUAAACUCAAAAGGAUUUUGUGCGUUUCUUCGACUGUCGUGUCAUUGCGAACAACACCUGGGAUGACAGAGUUUUCUGCCAAGCCGCUUCCUUGUCCCCUCUCGGAACUUGCUACUCGCCAAGAACUCGUUGCGUGGCUGACCAGAGUCCUGAUUAUCACCAUCCUCCCCCCUGGGCCUCUAAAUCCAUCUGUAGUGAUGAGGGGUCGCAUCCGAUAUCCAAACAAUCUAGUGGCCUUCUUUGGCCUCCUCACGUGCUUCCGUGCUAUUGGAUACCCCAUGCAUUGGGUAUCCGAGUACCUUAAUGACGUCGUUGCCGAUAAACUGGUGGCUGAUGUUGUCCCGUACGGCGGAUGCCCUGACAGGUAUCCAUCCGUCCACAUAGGAACAGUGGCGAGGUCUGUGUCGAAAAGUGAACUUGGACCCGCGGCAGGUUGAGCUGGAAACAAUGAUUUCCCUGAACUAUGAAGCAAUCUCCUUUGCGACCAUCUUCUCUCUACGCCGAGAGGAUAUAGGCACGCACGAAGCUCCUCUUCCUCCGAAGGAAUUUGGCUGCGCUAACCUGACGGAGAUGUUUGGCAAUCACUACCCUGUCUUUAAUCUUGUCUUCUACAAGAGCGGGCCGAACGUAGCGAAUAUGAUUCAGCGCAUGGAUCUCGGUGCGAUGAAAGAGAUAUUUGAAAAGGGACAUGGCAAAGGCGAGAUUUAUGUGCUCACAUCCGAAUUGACUGUCAUGAGAUCAGUGAGUUUUACCCUUUGCGUUCUGUUUGACUAAACACGUCAACGUCUGCAGUCCAUCAGUUACUGCCGAUACGUGGACGAAAGUAGCAAGUGAGUGUCAUCCAUGGUCCGUAAAUAUCUUUUGCAUAGCUAGCGUUCCACGUAUUAGAGAUGUAAUUGCCUCUUCAUCAUCUCUGAUCAGUUGAUCUGUGAGUCGCGGUCGGUGCAGCGACAGCCUGCAGCGAUAUUGACCGUGCUCGGGCGUCGGGACCGGUGGUUCCUCACUGUUAGGGUUGCGGUUAAGUUCGCU
Guyanagaster necrorhizus is the source of this 1051-nucleotide messenger RNA. RefSeq lists its product as uncharacterized. The transcript is spliced from 3 exons. The record is from RefSeq and is a predicted model, not a curated record. The annotation marks the transcript as partial. Lineage: Eukaryota; Fungi; Basidiomycota; Agaricomycetes; Agaricales; Physalacriaceae.